Molecule: messenger RNA, 1347 nt
Organism: Dermatophagoides farinae (American house dust mite)
Lineage: Eukaryota; Metazoa; Arthropoda; Arachnida; Sarcoptiformes; Pyroglyphidae
Product: filamin-B
Biological process (GO): actin cytoskeleton organization
Molecular function (GO): actin filament binding
Source: RefSeq, a predicted model, not a curated record
UCUUUGACUAUGAUGGAUGCAACAUCUAUGUCAAUCAUGAAACAUUCUGUAUCUUUGUAGUUUGUGAACAAUUCUUUUUUAUUCAUUUAGUUUUCAGUUUUUGUUGGUUGGUUACGUUCUGUUUUUUCGUUGUUUUUGUUUGUUUGUUUGUUUGUAUUGUUAUUAUUUUAAAUAACAUUUGAAUCAACAUGAGUAUCUCGGCACACGGUGGUGGUCUCGUUAACGGCAUUGCCGGUAUGGAGAAUAAAUUUACCGUUUUCACAUCGGGUAAACCGGUUUCCGGUUUAACUGUUGCUUUUGAAGGUCCAACAAAACCGGAAAUAAAUUUUAAUUCAACCAAAGAUGGUUCAGUAGAUGUUGGUUAUACACCAAAAGCUGGUGGUCAAUAUAAAAUUCAUAUUAAGUAUGAAGGAAAAGAAAUUGUUGGUUCACCAUUCAAAUGUAAUAUUUCUGGUGAUGAAGCUACACAUCGAAAAUUGACAGAAAAAGUUAAAGUUGGUGGACCGAAUAUUAAUGCCGGUAAAGUGAAUCAAGAUAAUCAAUUAACAAUCGAUUGUAAAGAAGCGGGCAUUACCGGUGGUAUUAGUUUCGCAAUGGAAGGUCCAGCCAAAGUUGAGGUUAGCUUCCGUAAUAAUAAUGAUGGUACCAUAACGGUCAUCUAUAAACCACCAACACCGGGUGAUUAUAAACUUCAUCUUAAAUUUAAUGAUAUUCAUUUGCCCGGAAGUCCAUAUCCGAUUGUUGUAGCUGCCUGAAAAAAAAUUGAUUUUCAAUUCAACUCAAUCAAUCAACAAAAACUAAAAACAAAAUUCAAUCCAUUCUAUCUCUAUUGUGUGUAUGUGUUUGUGUAAUGAACAACAUUUCUGGUCCAAAAUAACCAAAACACAAAAAUGAAAAAAAUCUUCCGAAAAAAAAACUCAAAACAACGCCCACAUUAAAUAACAUUUAUUUUAUCCGACGAUUAAAUUAUAUCUAGAAAAUAUCUACAUUAAAAACUCCUAAAUGAAUUGUGAGUGUGGGCUAAAAAUAACCAACCGAAUAUUACACAGUUGCAAUCAUUUAAAAUCAAAUAAAAACUGAUUGUUGUCAAUGUCAUCAACAUAAAUAAGUAAAAAAUGUAAUGACGUCAACAGUUGUCAUCAAAAAAAAAAAAAAAAAAAACGCACCGAUCGUUAACAAGCUUCAACAAACAAAUAGUCCACCCAUAAAAUAACAAUAUUUUUAGGCCAGACAUCUCCAAACACACUACAAUGCUGUUGAUUUCUACUGCUCAACUUGACUCAAAUUGUCAUUUCAAAUUUUUGACAAAAUUUCAAUGUUUUUCCAAUAAAUCAAUCAAUCAAUACA